Messenger RNA from Capsicum annuum, 2995 nucleotides. Its product is annotated as BEL1-like homeodomain protein 1. Gene Ontology annotation, biological process: regulation of transcription by RNA polymerase II. The record is from RefSeq and is a predicted model, not a curated record. The transcript has 5 exons. Gene Ontology annotation, molecular function: RNA polymerase II cis-regulatory region sequence-specific DNA binding; DNA-binding transcription factor activity, RNA polymerase II-specific. Bases 494 to 2578 code for a protein of 694 amino acids. NCBI's taxonomy places the organism in Eukaryota, Viridiplantae, Streptophyta, Magnoliopsida, Solanales, Solanaceae.
AAAAAGGUUGCCCCUUAUAUCACUCCACAGUCUACAUACACAAACAAAGUAAAUACUCCUCUCAUGUCUCAAUAAUCAAUUAUUACUCACUAUUAUCCUCUUCAAUUAAUAGUGAAUCAAAAAAAGAAAAAGAAAAAAUCUAAGAUGAGGAGUAUCAAUUUCUUUUCUCUUUUCUAAUUUGUCCUGUAGCGGUGGGGUGGGUAGUUAGUAGGGGUAGGGGGUAACCCCACAUCUCUUUAUUCAUAUUUCCUUUUUGUGGUUGAUGAAGAGAUCAAUAUGCAAAGAAAACAGAUCAGUCUGACAAGAAGGCAACUUCUCAAAGCUUAGAGAGCUACCACCCAAAGAUAGACAGUUAGAAAAACAUACUUACAUGUUCUAUCAUAGAUAAAAGGAGAAAUUCAAGAGGAGAAAGGGAAAAAAAACAAAGGAUUUUGGUGUACUACAAAAAGAGCUACUAGGCAAGUCAACGAAAAUAAUUGUUGCAGGCGCAGCUAUGUACUAUGGAGGAACCUCGGAUAAUAAUAUACAAGCUGAUCAACAUCAUCAUGCUAAUAAUAAUAUUCAGACACUUUAUCUGAUGAACCCUAACAGUUAUAUGCAAGGCUACAACACUACUACUGACACACAACAGCAGCAACAGCAGUUGCUUUUCUUGAAUUCUUCUCCAGCCGGCAACAACGCGCUCAACCCUGGGAAUAUACCUCACGCGCCACUGCAGCACCAGCAGCACUUUGUCGGUGUUCCUCUUCCGGCUGUUAGCCUGCAUGAUCAGAUCAAUCACCAUGGCCUUAUCCAGCGUCUCUGGAACAACCAAAGUGGAAGUCGUCAUCAUCAUCAUGAAUCCCACCAGGUGAUACCUUCGUCCAUGGUGGUUUCCACCACCACGGACUUGGCCUCUCAGUUGGGCUUCCAGAGGCCGAUUGUGGUGUCUCCGACACCACAACACCGACAGCAGCAGCAGCAGCAGCAGCAAGGUGGUCUAUCACUAAGCCUCUCUCCUCAACAACAACAGCAAAUUAGCUUCAAUAACAUUUCAUCAACAUCAUCACCAAGAACAAAUAGUGUUACUAUUAGAGGAUCAUUAGAUGGAGGUUCUAGCAACAUGGUCUUAGGCUCUAAGUACCUAAAAGCUGCACAAGAGCUUCUUGAUGAAGUUGUUAAUAUUGUUGGAAAAAGCAUCAAAAGAAAUGAUCAUCAAAAGAAGGAGGAGAAUUCAAUGAAUAAAGAAUCAAUGCCUUUGACUAGUGAUGUCAACACUAGUAGUGGUACUGGUAGCAGCAGGCCGAAAAAUGAAGUUGCUGCUGAGCUUACAACUGCUCAAAGACAAGAACUUCAGAUGAAAAAGGCAAAGCUUGUCACCAUGCUUGAAGAGGUGGAACAAAGGUACAGACAGUACCAUCACCAAAUGCAAAUAAUUGUGUCAUCAUUUGAGCAAGUAGCAGGAAUUGGAUCAGCCAAAUCAUACACUCAACUGGCUUUGCAUGCAAUUUCGAAGCAAUUCCGAUGUCUAAAAGAUGCAAUUGCUGAACAAAUUAAGGCGACGAGCAAGAGUUUAGGUGAAGAGGAAGGCAUAGGAGGGAAAAUUGAAGGGUCGAGACUCAAAUUUGUAGACCAUCAUCUAAGGCAACAACGUGCGCUGCAACAAUUAGGAAUGAUGCAACCAAAUGCUUGGAGACCUCAAAGAGGUCUACCUGAAAGGGCUGUCUCCGUCCUUCGUGCUUGGCUUUUCGAGCAUUUUCUUCAUCCUUACCCCAAGGAUUCAGACAAAAUCAUGCUUGCUAAGCAAACCGGACUAACAAGGAGCCAGGUCUCCAACUGGUUCAUAAAUGCUCGAGUUCGACUAUGGAAGCCAAUGGUGGAAGAAAUGUACUUGGAAGAGGUGAAGAAUCAAGAACAAAAUAGUACCACUUCACAAGAUGACAAAAACAAAGAGAAUAAUACUAUGGUCUCAAAAUCAAUUGCUCCACAUGAAGAGAAACAACCAAUUACUACCAGUUUAUUACAAGAUGGUACUGAAAUUUCUACCUCUACAAUUUCAACUUCCCCUACUGUUGAUGCUGCCUCACUUCAAGCACAACAUGCCCACAACUUCUCCUUCCUUGGUACAUUCAACAUGGAAAAUACUACAACUAAUACUACUGCUGUUGUUGAUCAUAUGGAAAACAACGCGAAGAAGCCAAGAAAUGACAUGCAGAAGUAUUCUCCAAGUAGUAUUCUUUCGUCGGUAGACAUGGAAGCCAAGGCUAGAGAAUCAUCAAACAAAGGGUUUAAUAAUCCUUUGAUGGCCGCGUACGCGAUGGGAGAUUUUGGAAGGUUUGAUCCUCAUGAACAAAUGACCGCGAAUUUUCAUGGAAAUGGUGUUUCUCUGACUUUAGGGCUUCCUCCUUCUGAAAACCUAGCUAUGCCGGUGAGCCAGCAAAAUUACCUUUCUAACCAAAAUAUCGAUAUGGGAAGUAGGCCUGAAAUGGGAAGUCAUUACAAUAGAAUGGGAUAUGAAAGCAUUGAUUUUCAGAGUGGGAAUAAGCGAUUUCCUACUCAACUAUUACCAGAUUUUGUUACAGGUAAUCUUGGAACAUGAGUGUUGGAUGUGCCAACAAAGUUAGAAAUAUUCUUAAAUGAUGUGAAGCGUUUUGGGCCAAGACGUUGGGCCCAAUGCAACCCAUUCUAGUUCUAGGAGCAAAGAAGUGGAGGCAAAAGUAUAACAAAAUUCUAAAGCACACUUUCUAGCAUAGUACUUUUUUCUUAUAGUAGUAGGAAAGAAGGGAUUUUGUGCUUUAGUGUAUAGAUAUAGUCUACUUAGUAUAGGUUAUACUUCCAGUACCCAGAGAAGAUUGAUACAACUAGUAUUUUUUUUUUCUUUUUGGGUUGAAUAGCUUGCUUGGAGUACUAUUUAAGUUAAUAUGGAAGCUAGCUAGCUAGCAUAUAUAGUGUAUGUUGUAAAGUUGUGAUAUUGUUUCCCCUCAAUUUGCAUAUAAUUUGAAAUAUUUUGCACCUA